Messenger RNA from Rangifer tarandus platyrhynchus (Svalbard reindeer), 1680 nucleotides. NCBI's taxonomy places the organism in Eukaryota, Metazoa, Chordata, Mammalia, Artiodactyla, Cervidae. The record is from the annotation of a GenBank genome assembly.
AUGUCGGCCACCAGCGUGGACCCUCAGAGAACAAAAGGACAAGAUAAUAAAGUACAAAAUGGAUCUUUGCAUCAGAAGGAUACCGUUCACGACAAUGACUUUGAGCCCUACCUUUCCGGACAGUCAAACCAGAGUAACAGUUACCCCUCCAUGGCAGACCCCUACCUGUCCAGCUAUUACCCACCAUCCAUCGGAUUCCCCUAUUCCCUCAACGAGGCACCAUGGUCUACAGGAGGGGACCCUCCAAUCCCCUACCUCACCACCUACGGACAGCUCAGUAAUGGAGACCACCACUUCGUGCACGAUGCCGUUUUCGGGCAGCCUGGGGGACUGGGGAGCAACAUCUACCAGCACAGGUUCAAUUUUUUCCCUGAAAAUCCUGCCUUUUCAGCCUGGGGGACGAGUGGGUCUCAGGGUCAACAGGCUCAGAGUUCAGCGUAUGGAAACAGCUACACCUACCCGCCGAGCUCCUUGGGUGGCACAAUUGUGGACGGACAGACAGGCUUUCACGGUGAUACUCUCAACAAGGCACCAGGAAUGAACAGCCUGGAGCAGGGCAUGGUGGGCCUGAAGAUUGGGGACGUCACCACCUCUGCGGUCAAGACGGUAGGGUCAGUCGUCAGCAGUGCGGCCAUGACGGGCAUCCUUUCCGGCAAUGGUGGGACCAAUGUGCCCCUGCCGGUAUCAAAGCCGACCUCAUGGGCUGCCAUUGCCAGCAAACCUGCCAAACCACAACCGAAAAUGAAGGCCAAGAGUGGGCCUGCCAUCGGGGGGGCGCUGCCCCCGCCACCUAUUAAGCAUAAUAUGGACAUUGGUACUUGGGACAACAAGGGGUCUGUGCCCAAAGCCCCGGCCCCCCAGCAGGUGCCAGCCUCCUCGGCGGCCCCCCAGCCCCAGCCGGCCAUGCAGCCUCUUCCCGCCCAACCUCCCCUUCCAGCCCCACCACAACACACGGCCCCCCAGCAGCUGCCCCAGACCCGCUGGGUUGCCCCUCGCAGCAGAAAUGCAGCAUUUGGGCAGACCGGGGGCCCCAGCAGUGACAGUAACUCCCCUGGGAGCUCCCAGCCCAGCACGACCCCGAGCGCAGAGUCCCACCCCGUCUUAGAAAAACUGAAAGCCGCCCACAGCUACAACCCCAAGGAGUUUGACUGGAACCUGAAGAGCGGGCGCGUGUUCAUCAUCAAGAGUUACUCGGAGGAUGACGUGCACCGCUCUAUCAAGUAUUCGCUCUGGUGUAGCACGGAGCAUGGCAACCGGCGCCUGGACAGUGCCUUCCGUGGCCUGGGCAGCAAGGGGCCUGUCUACCUGCUCUUCAGCGUCAAUGGCAGUGGCCAUUUCUGCGGGGUGGCUGAAAUGAAGUCGCCUGUGGACUACGGCACCAGCGCCGGGGUCUGGUCCCAGGACAAGUGGAAGGGCAAGUUCGACGUGAAGUGGAUCUUCGUGAAGGACGUGCCCAACAGCCAGCUGCGGCACAUCCGACUGGAAAACAACGACAACAAGCCGGUCACCAACUCGCGUGACACCCAAGAGGUACCCCUGGAGAAGGCGCGGCAGGUGCUGCGGAUCAUCGCCUCCUACAGGCACAGUACCUCCAUCUUUGAUGACUUCUCCCACUAUGAGAGGCGCCAGGAGGAGGAGGAGGUGGUGCGCAAGGAACGGCAGAGUCGAAGCAAGCAGUGA